GUUAUUUUAAAAAUGGCGUGGAUGCGAAACACGCUGACGAAGGGUUCCAAAAUAUUUCAAGAUCUACAGGCUUUACAUAUAAAACAAAAUGCAUUAAUUGAUAGAGGAUUUGCUUCUGUAUGCCUGCACCAUAGACCUGAUAGGUACCAAAAAACUGGAGUCUUGGAUGUUCGAAUUUAUCAGUCUCGGUCUAUGGCUAGGGGUAAUUUCUUUUCUAAAGUUUAUGAAAAUAUAAAGCAGGAAUUUGAUAAAAAUAAAGAGAUGAAGGAAAGUGUAAAAAAAUUUAGAGAAGAGGCCGACAAACUAGAAAAAUCGGAAGCAUUGGAAAAAAUUAGACAAAAAUAUCAAGAAAUGGAUAAGGAAAAAUCUGAAAUUUUUGAAUCCUUAACACAGAAAUUAGAGGAAGCUAAACAGACAGAAAGUGUGAAAAAAUUAACUGAAGAAGUGAGCAAACAUGCAGAAAAAAUUGGAGAGGUAGCUGGAAAAGUGUCAGAAACAGUUGGUCGAGGCAGUGAGCAACUUGGAAAAAUAGGACCCAUCAAAAAUAUAAAAGAGGGUGUAGGCACGAUUUCUUCUGAAUUUCAAAAAAGUACAAUAAUUUAUGAAGCCCCAGUUGAACUACGUAAACGAUCAGACUAUUUAGUUAAUAAUCCAGAGGAUGAAAAGAUCAUUGCACCUGAUGAAGAGAGCACUGGCAUGGUAAUGCAUAAAGAUUCCAGGUGGUCUCAAAGUUGGCAGAAUUUUAAAGACAGCAACCAGUAUGUUCAUAAAUUAUUUGACCUUAAAACUAAGUAUGAUGAAAGUGAUCAUUUAGCAGUGCGGAUGACUAGGGCAUUCACAGACAGAAUUGGCAGUGUAUUUGGAGGGAUGCUUCAGCCAACAAAGAUGUCGGAAGUGCUGACUGAGAUUGAGAAAAUGGAUCCCACCUUUGAAAAGGAGAAGUUUCUACAACAGUGUAGGCAAGACUUAGUUCCCAAUGUACUAGAGUCUUGGGUCAGGGGAGAUCUAGAAAUCCUUCAGGACUGGUGCUAUGAAGCAGCAUUCAAUGUGUUGGGUCAACCAGUGCAACAAAAUUUAGCCAUGGGACUAAAAUCUCAGUGCAAAGUGUUAGAUAUAAGCCCUGUUGAACUGGCAGCAGGACAGCUGAUGGAGCAGGGGCCAGUGCUGAUCAUCAGCUUCUCCACACAACAAGUGGAAGCAUGGGUAGAUAAAUCUAACAAAGUUGUCUCAGGAGAUCCUGACAAACUUUUGAAGGUAGUUCAUGUGUGGGCCCUGUGCAGAGAUCAGAGUAUUCUGGACCCCAGAGCAGCAUGGCGAGUGUUGGAGUUCAGCUUCCAUCCUACUGAACAGUUGUUUUAAACCAGAACUCUGUCAGAAGAAUUUCAUCAAAAGAAAGCAUUUGUGAUCAUUACAAAUGCAGUGUUAAGAACAAGUUCUGAGGUUUCAUUUUAAUGAGCAGUUGUCCAAGAAGACAUAGAAUUGACCAAGAAGACAUAGAAUUGACCUUUUUUCAAAAGGAGGCCAUGGACUGUUCCAAUUUUUUUUUAAUUAAAACUUGUGUGCUGAAUGGAAUGCACACAUAAGAACAAAUAUUUUAAAGCAUUAAAAAUUGUUUAAAAUUUUUUAUGUUGAAACAGAAGGUAUAGUGUCUUACAUGGCUUUUUGUGAUAAUUGUUAUCACAACCACAGAGCUUGAUUGAAAUUGGAUCGAUAAAUUAUCAGUACAAUAUGAAAAUAUUUAAAAUGCAUAGAAGAAUUAUAUGGCUAAAAAUAAUGCAAACUUAUAGGUAAUGUUUUAAUAAUAAAACUGCAGUUUGAUUAAAUUAAUACGAAUUGUUUCUUAUAAGUUCAUUUUAUUCUUGCGAGUAAUUUAUCAAAUAUGCUGAAAGAAAAGACACACUCAGUGGCCAUCCGUAGUAUCUUAAAGGGAUAACAACUGUUUGUAUGAUAUCCAUAUUUUACAAUAAAUGCAUUGCAAACAACUCAUAAAAAUAUAAUCGAUUCUAUUUUACCUCCAAUACAGCAGUUCAUGCAACUAUUCUGGAAUUUUUGCUUGCCAUCACAUCAUGUGACUUCCAUAGAUGGCUAUACUCUGUAAUAAUCUCUUAAGAGAAUAUUACAAAAA
Lingula anatina is the source of this 2125-nucleotide messenger RNA. Its product is annotated as mitochondrial import inner membrane translocase subunit TIM44. The record is from RefSeq and is a predicted model, not a curated record. Gene Ontology annotation, cellular component: mitochondrial inner membrane. Gene Ontology annotation, molecular function: protein-folding chaperone binding. Lineage: Eukaryota; Metazoa; Brachiopoda; Lingulata; Lingulida; Lingulidae. Gene Ontology annotation, biological process: protein import into mitochondrial matrix.